Messenger RNA from Stylophora pistillata, 2596 nucleotides. RefSeq lists its product as uncharacterized. Lineage: Eukaryota; Metazoa; Cnidaria; Anthozoa; Scleractinia; Pocilloporidae. The record is from RefSeq and is a predicted model, not a curated record.
UUUUAACCCGGCGUCCAUAUUGCCUUGGCUGUUGUCGUUAAAACAUAAAAUCAAUUUGAUAUUCAAGACCACAACCAGAGGAAGAAACACUGCUUUAAGUUGUUUCGUCGACUGAAAAACGUCAUUGCUCUUACGAGAUGCAUUUGAAAGGAUUCCGUACGAUGUUUCUUCGAGGCAUUGUAUUGGCUUUCCUCUUCGCAGUGUGUUUUUCCCAAGAUGAUGACUACAGAUGUCCUUACAACAUUCACGUGAAUAAAGGACAGAUUAUCGAGGCGAAAGCAUCUCUGAACAAUGGUGCAUCGUUUUUGAAACAUUAUGAAGUUCGCGAUGCCCGAGAGUGUUACAAGUUAUGUUGCGAACGAAGGAACUGCGAUCUCGCGCAAAUGCAGUACAAGAACUACACGGACGGAUUCUUCUCAGAAUUAAAGAAGAUUUGCUACAUGUUUCACUGCGGAAAGCCCAGUAAAUGUCUCUUUGGACAACACGAUCACUACGCCACGAUAUCUUACGACAGACCUAAUGAAGAACUAUCAUACUUAGACGGUAAUCAGUUUGGACCAUCUGUUAAAACAGGGAAAGCAAAAUUUGGCAUCGCGAAAGAAAUCAAACCUGUUCAUGAAGGCAAAGUUUCAGGAUCAUCACGACACAAACCACCGACAAGACCACACGUCACUAAGGAACAAGAAAAGUAUGAGGAGGAAGAAGAUUUAAUGAGUCCUUGGAAACAGAAAUCUUAUGAAGAGGGCAGUGUGCACUCUAAACAACCCUUUGGAAAAGAUACGUAUCACAGCAAGAACACACAGGAAUCAUCAUCAUUAUCAAAAAAAUUGUCAAGGCCAGGUAUAGAUAAAGAUGAAUACUCAGAAAAUUAUCAAGAACGUAAAAAGCCUCACUACCAAGUUACCUCAAAUCAUCCAGAUUCUCCAACAAAACACAAGCAUGUCAACCUGAAGGGACCUGCAAGACCUGGAAAAGAAGGUGGAAAAGAAGUGGUAGAGGAACCAACUGAAGAGAAGGUAACUACACAAGAUUCUGGUGACAUGGAUGCAGAACUGGAGAGGAAACUAGAGGAGCUUAUGCCAAAUACAGACAAUCAACAAUAUCAGCCUUCUGGUAGUGACGUGAAGGCUGUACCUACCACUACAAAACCCACCACUUUUCACCAGUGGAGGCAAUUUGUUGACAAUAACCCAAAUUUUCCAUAUACAAUUCCAUCAGAAGAAGCAGAGGAGAAGCCAACUGAAAAACCUGUUGAGAAACCAGUAGAGGUACCUGUGCAGAAACCAGUAGAGGUACCUGUGCAGAAACCAGUGGAGGUACCUGUGCAGAAGAAACCAGUGGAGGUACCUGUACAGAAAAAACCAGUGGAGGUACCUGUUCAGAAGAAACCAGUGGAGGUGCCUGUGCAAAAACCAGUGGAGAGACCAACACAGAAACCUUGGCAGAAACCAGCACAACCAGUGGAAACCCUAACACAGAAACCUUGGCAGAAACCAGCACAAUCAGAGACAGAAUCGCACAAGCCAACAGAACAUAGUAUAAUGACAGAAGAAGCUAGAGUUCAGAAUGGACAAAAACAGCGACAAGACGAGAGUCCCUUGAUUGAAGUGCCGAUCCAGAGCAAGAAUAUCUCUGAUGUGGUUGUCAUUGAAACACACAGGCUAAAGAUCAUUGAGAACAAGGCAGUUCUUCCAUUAGCAGUAUUCCUCGUGAUUGCAAUUUUACUUCUGUUUGUUGUGGCGCUUCGUCUGAGAAUUGUCAAGAGCAGGUUAAAAAGGCGACCAUUUGCAACAGAUGAUGCAGAUUAUCUAAUCAAUGGCAUGUACUUGUAACAAGCUGCUAAUGGAGAUCAAGCGAUAAAUAAUUUUAAUAUUGUCAUUCUUCUGUGAAAACACCAUGUUUUCAUGUGGAUAAUUUGCCUACAUGAUAGACCCUCUGAGGACCAAGUUGCAAUAUUAUCAUUUUUUUAGGUGGCCUAACACGGUUUUGUUCAAGUUGAGUGGCCUUUAUUGCUGAUGUCCACAGAGAUCUCGAAAUAUAGGUUGUGUCAAAAGCAAUAAUUUAAAAAAAUUAUUAUUUUUACAAUUGCAGCGUUCUGUUAGGUAUUUUUCAUUUUCAAAAAAGUACACUUGAAUUUGCAGUCUCUCAAAGGAUUUUGAAAAUUUACAGGGUUAGUUUCUCCAAAAUCUUCUAUUUCUGACCUGGUGUAAUACAUAAUGCACCUUUCAGAAGGUAAUUUUCUGUAAAUAAUAAAGCUACAUUGCCAUGGAAAUGGCUAGCACUUCACUCAAAAUGCCAAAAAAUACACUCUUUCAUGUUAACACUUACAAUUUGCAAAACACAGUCUUAUAUGAGCAAAUACUGUAGCUAAGCAAUGGAGGUAUAAAACAGUGUUAGGCCACCUUAGUUUUUUUUUUUUGUUUUUGUUUUUUUUUCUCACACAACUUGAAACAUCGAAAAUGCUUUAAGGUGCUUAAUUUAAGGGCAUGGUUUAAAUUUGUAAGACACAGCAUUGAAGCUCAUGGUAAGUAUCAAUUCCAACAGUUUGUCACAUAUUUGUUGACUUUUUUUUUUUUUGCCCAGUGGAUUCAAGUUA